This is a messenger RNA of Papilio machaon (common yellow swallowtail), 1528 nucleotides long. Its product is annotated as transmembrane protein 68. The coding region runs from base 148 to 1284 and encodes 378 amino acids. The record is from RefSeq and is a predicted model, not a curated record. Lineage: Eukaryota; Metazoa; Arthropoda; Insecta; Lepidoptera; Papilionidae. Gene Ontology annotation, cellular component: membrane. The transcript is spliced from 7 exons. Gene Ontology annotation, molecular function: acyltransferase activity.
AUUCUGAUGUCAGACGUUGGUUGCUGCAUACGUUUUGUUACGUGAAAAUUGUCGCAUGCGGUUUGCGAGUGCAUUUUCUAUCUAUCGGUCGUCAGGUUAUCGUAUAAAUAAAUUUUAAAAUAUUAUAAUAAAACGUUUUCGUGCACAAUGGUGGACAAUCAGUGUAACGCGGGACCUGUGAAAGCUUACAUUAUGAGUGAUUUGCUCAAGAGAUUCGAUUUUGAUACGACUAAUGAUGUUGUCAAAUUGUCAAUCGCUGUCAUCGGAUUUUAUAUAGGGAUGUUUUACUUGGAGUACGUGGAUACGGAGUACAGUCUAUGGCUGACAUGGUUCCUGAUGCCCGUCAUCGUCACCUUCCUGCUGCCCGCAGUCAUCAUCGUGCUCAUUUAUAUCAGCAGCAUCAUCUUCCAUUUGUACAGGCUCUACAGAUUGCGAGUUAUAGACGGCGUGGAGAGCGACUGGAGACAGGCGGCGCGGCUCGCGGUCUGCGCACUUUGGGAUGCGCACGGCUGGCUGUGGCAUGGCUACGAGAUCCGUGGACUGGAGAAUAUUCCAGAAGGUCCGUUCCUCCUCAUCUACUACCACGGCGCGCUGCCCAUUGACAUGUACUACUUCACCGCAAGACUGCUGCUCUUCAAGAGACGGCACAUGCACACAGUAGCUGAUAGAUUCAUGUUUAAGAUACCAGGCUGGAAGACUCUACUGGAAGGUCUAUGUGUGAUCCCCGGCACGGUGCAGACUUGUACCAGCGUGCUGAGAGCUGGCAACUCGCUGGCCAUCUCCCCGGGCGGAGUGUACGAGGCUCAGUUCGGAGACCACUAUUAUAGACUCAAUUGGAAGUCUAGGAUAGGAUUCGCUAAAGUCGCCCUAGAAGCUAAAGUUCCAAUAGUGCCGAUGUUCACACGCAACGUGCGCGAGGCAUUCCGCACAGUGGGGUGGCUGCGCGGUCUGUGUCUACGUAUCUACGCCAAGACGAGAAUUCCUCUCGCGCCAGUGUACGGCGGCUUCCCUGUCAAACUUGUCACACAUCUUGGCACACCAAUACCACACGAUGACAACAUCACACCUGAACAGCUCCAGAAGAAGGUUGCAAGUGCCAUAGAAAAAUUAGUUGAGGAACACCAGAGAGUUCCCGGGAACAUCUUCUUCGCUUUAGCCGAGAGGAUUUAUGAAAUGCCAAAGAAGAAAGACAAAACAAAAACCAUAGUCAAUGGAAAAUGUCAGAAAGACACGUCAGAUAGUGUGAGUGACAAGUGUGACAGUGACAAAAGUAAAACAUCUUAAUUUAUGGAUAAUCUUUGUAUUAAUUUAGUGUUAAGUUAUAUAUAUAUUUGUAUGUACAAUAUUGUGGCAUUUUAUAAGCUUCUGAGAAGCUUGGAUUUUUAGAAGUAUGAUAGAGAUCGUAAUACAGGAUGUUCCAAAAACAAAAGACCAUAAAUUAGUUUAAUAAAUUCAACAUGACCUAUCUAUAAUUAGCAAAAAUCUUUACUUUUAUUCUUGGCCUAAUUUGUAUAUCUUUGUCCAAAUG